AUGGCUGGGGGGAAGACCAGCAAGGACUCAGGCAAGGCCAAGUCAAAAGGGGUUUCCUGCUUGCAAAGGGCCUGUCUGCAGUUCCCUGUGGGCCUCAUCCACCAACUCCUGACGUCCAGGACAACCAGCCACGGGCAUGUGGGUGCCACAGCCACUGCACAGCAUGCCAUACUGGAGAACCUCAUGGCAGAGGUCACUGAACUGGCAGGAAAUGCACCCACAGACCUGAAGGUGAAAGGCAUUACCCCUGGCCACUUGCAACUUGCCAUUCCUGGGGAUGAAGAAUUGGACUCACUCAUCAAGACUACAGUUGCGGGUGGUGGCAUCAUAUCAUGUAUUUUCAGAUCUCUGAGUGGGAAGAAAGGACAACAGAAGACUGUGUAA
Messenger RNA from Cavia porcellus (domestic guinea pig), 384 nucleotides. Its product is annotated as histone H2A.Z-like. The record is from RefSeq and is a predicted model, not a curated record. Gene Ontology annotation, molecular function: DNA binding; protein heterodimerization activity; structural constituent of chromatin. The transcript has a single exon. Gene Ontology annotation, cellular component: nucleosome; chromatin. The coding region runs from base 1 to 384 and encodes 127 amino acids. Gene Ontology annotation, biological process: heterochromatin formation. Lineage: Eukaryota; Metazoa; Chordata; Mammalia; Rodentia; Caviidae.